Fusarium mangiferae is the source of this 441-nucleotide messenger RNA. RefSeq lists its product as uncharacterized. The coding region runs from base 1 to 441 and encodes 146 amino acids. The transcript has a single exon. The record is from RefSeq and is a predicted model, not a curated record. NCBI's taxonomy places the organism in Eukaryota, Fungi, Ascomycota, Sordariomycetes, Hypocreales, Nectriaceae.
AUGCUCUACACACAAGUCGCCCUCCUCGCAGCCGCAACCCUCGUCGCCGGCAACGCAGCCCCCCAGCCCGAAAUCACCCAACCCGCCGUCCUCCCUCGCGACAUCAUCCCCGACGACGUCAAGUCCUGGGUCGAGAGCAAAGCCUCCGCCGCCGGCGCGGACGUCGACGACUGGGUCAAGAGCCACUACUCCGAAGCCGAACAAUGGGCCUCCUCUAACGGCGGCGACGCCAAGACCUGGAUUGAGGGUCAAGCCUCGCGCGCCAGCACUGCUCUUGAUGGAAUCAGCUCCAAGGUCCGCACUGCUAUCGAUGAGGCUAGUGCUAGUGCCUCUGCGGCUACGAACAACGACAAUGCUGCUGCUACUGUUGGUGGUGGACAGGCUGGUGUUGUUGCGUUCAUGGCGGCUGUUGGUGCUGCCGUCUUUGCUUUCAUGGCUUAA